Molecule: messenger RNA, 8178 nt
Organism: Dermacentor silvarum
Lineage: Eukaryota; Metazoa; Arthropoda; Arachnida; Ixodida; Ixodidae
Gene: Septin2
Product: septin-2
Exons: 11
Coding region: 148-1428 (426 amino acids)
Biological process (GO): cytoskeleton-dependent cytokinesis
Cellular component (GO): septin complex; septin ring; microtubule cytoskeleton
Molecular function (GO): GTPase activity; molecular adaptor activity; GTP binding
Source: RefSeq, a predicted model, not a curated record
GAUACAAGGCGGCGCCACAGGGGCGCUUCGAUCGCAACCUCAGCUUGGCGCUUGUAAGCGGCAUCUGUCAAAAGUAAAAGAAAAGCGUUGUGUCCCUGUCCUUGUGCAGCCGCCAGCAGCAAAGCUGAAAACUAUUGUUUCAGCACCAUGUCGGCCGCCGAAGUCGAGCAGACCAACGGUAACUUCAUCGAUGACCACAUUCGCACACUCAAGUUGCAGAGCCAUGUCGGAUUUGACAGCCUCCCUGAACAGCUGGUUAGCAAAUCCGUGCAGCAGGGCUUCCACUUUAACAUUCUUUGCAUAGGUGAAACUGGCAUAGGGAAGUCAACCUUGAUGGAGUCUCUGUUCAAUCGUUCAUUUGAAACAACACAAAGCCCUCACAACUUAUCCAAUGUGGUGCUGAAGCCAAAGACUUUUGAAUUGCAAGAAAGCAAUGUAAGGCUCAAGCUGACAAUUGUGGACACUGUUGGCUAUGGUGAUCAAAUCAACAAGGAAGACAGCUUCAAGGCCAUUGUGGACUACAUCAAUUCCCAAUUUGAAAAUUACCUCCAGGAAGAGCUUAAAAUCAAGCGUUGCCUGUCACUGUACCACGAUACCCGUGUCCAUGCCUGCCUCUACUUCAUUUGCCCAACAGGACAUGGGCUCAAGUCCAUUGACCUGGUGUGUAUGAAGAAACUGGACAGCAAGGUGAACAUCAUCCCCAUAAUUGCCAAGGCUGACACCAUUUCCAAGACAGAGCUGCAAAGGUUCAAGAUUAAGAUAAUGAGUGAGCUCGUCAGCUGUGGAGUUCAGAUUUACCAGUUCCCAACAGACGAUGAGUCAUCGGCUGAGCUAAAUCAGAGCAUGAAUGCCCACGUUCCACUGGCUGUCGUAGGCAGCACAGAUUUUGUCCGAGUUGGAAACAAGAUGGUCCGAGCACGGCAGUAUCCUUGGGGAACUGUUCAAGUGGAAAAUGAGAACCACUGCGACUUUGUGAAGCUUCGUGAGAUGCUCCUGCGGACAAACAUGGAAGACCUGAGGGAGCAGACGCACACACGCCACUAUGAACUCUAUCGGCGCAUGCGAUUGGAGCAGAUGGGCUUUUCAGACAUCGGCACCGACAACAAGCCGAUCAGCUUUCAAGAAACCUACGAACAGAAGCGACAGGAACACCUCACUGAGCUGCAGCGGAAGGAGGAUGAAAUGCGCCAGAUGUUCGUGGUUCGGGUCAAGGACAAAGAAGCCGAGCUCAAGGAAGCUGAAAAGGAGCUGCAUGCCAAGUUUGACGCAUUGAAGAAACAGCACGCCGAGGAGAAACGCAAGCUAGAAGAAGAGCGCAAGCGGCUCGAGGAUGAAAUUCGUCAGCUCAACGACAAGAAAGCCCUGGUGCAGCAGGUGCAGAGCCACUCCUCUCACACACUCACCCUGGGCAAGAGCAAGAAGAAGUGAUGUCUGCUCACACCAGGCUGGCACAUCACACCACUCUGCUUGUCACCAAGGGACCCGGGGCUGAUUGACAUAACUUUAGGGGGUGCUCUUUGUUCCACUCGCCAUCGUGUCAAGCAGAGGGUAAGUUACGGCUGCGGCUGUUGGCAGGUCCUGGUAAUGUUGCCAAAUGUCCUAGCGUGCUGUCUUUCUCGAGUGCGAAGUAACAACGCGGUUAGUGUGGCUCUUUUGUAAAUGCGGCUUCUUUGAAGUGAACCUCGGCACGUCCGUCUUGUCCUGAAUGUCGCAUCAAAAAGAGAGGGAGGCUCAUGGAAGACCCUAAUGGUGUUGUCAAAGCAUCCUCGCGUGCCGUCUUUUCUCUGGUGCGAUGUGGUCAGUGCCCUGUCUUGUGAAUGCAACUUCUUUGAUGAAAUGGCAUGUCUGUUCUGAGACAACAUUAACAGGUUCAAAGGUCACUGAAGAUGCAGUUUGUUCUGACUUACAGGGGUGGAGAGUGAAUGGUUUGAAAAGGUCCACAUUGAUGGUGAUAGUAACUUACUGGUACAGUGGAAGUGGCUCUCAUUGGAAACUGGAAGCAAGCAGCUUGCAGUAAAGGCCGAACGAACCCAAGUAAUUUAAAUUGUGUUCUUUUCUUUCUUGAAGUGAUGGUAGGACCAUACUUGUGAGCACCUUUUUCUAAAUGCAUAGACUGCUAGAGCUUUAUUUAACUAAAGCUUGUGACAUCAGCAGCAGCCAUUCAUUUUAGCACACUUAUACAAAUAACCAGGGGAGAUGACAAAUUGUCACAAGUGCACAACUGGGUAAAUUCAUGUUUUUUCUGUACAUCGUCACAUAGAUCCAUAAGAGAGUGAACUGUUUGAAGUCCUUUUCAAGAAUGUACAUAUGUGUUCUUUUCUUCGUCAUUUUAUAGUGUAUCAACAUGAAAUUAAAUGUGAAUGUUGGGGCAUGCAGCGUCGGACAAAGUUUCCAUUAUGUGAACUUGUGGCCAUAUUCUUGAUUGGUAACUUCUGCGAGCAAUAUCUUUCAGUGUGGUUUGGUUGGCUACAGCAGCAAAAGGGGAUCUUUAGAAAAGAAUUGCACAUUUCUCCAUCAGAGUUGAUUUCAUGUGGCAUAGUUCGUGGCUGCAUUGACAGGAUGCCCAUCUUUCCAGCGAUGCAUUGCACUGGACGAAAGUGAAAUUAUCCCCGGAAGUGACCAAAUGAGAAUAUGAGCCCUUCUGUCAAACUUCAGCUCCUUACAGCACAUGUACUGUUGUAACCUUGAAAAAAUCAGCAGCUGAAACAGAUUGGCACCAGUGCUAUUUUUCAGCCAGUCUAAGAUGAUGCAGGUUAUGCGGCAGGCUGCAUGUCCUUUGUUUCUAAUUUUGUUUUAUCUUUUUAGUACAGCUGGCAUGUGUUAAUUUGAGCUUGACGUGGCUAACAAAAUUGAUUUUGCCUACCCAAGGAAGCUCUAAAAGCAUGGUCAAAUGUGAAGGGAAGGUGGAAAUAACCGAUCCCACAUCAACAGAAGUCUACCGUGUGCUUUCUGCAUACCUCUUUCAUUGCUUUUUUUAUUUGAAUAGCUUUUGUUGCUUGCACCUUGUCGAUUGUGAGCUUGUUUCAAAAGGUUAGAACUUCCUCAGCACUAGCAGAUGUAGCGAGGUGUUGCCUAGAUGGCAUAUCUCGCACCUUUGCAGCUUGAACUUGCCGCUUAUUUUCUUUUCAGAAUAUCUGAACUUGUGUGGUUUGAUCAAAGCUUAACCUAUUCUCUUGUUCUUUAGCAUUGAGAGUUCUUUAUUCCAUGUUCUCAAACCUGUUUACUUGUGCUGGUAAGCCCACAGGUAUGAUUGUACCAUGUUCUAGGCAGAUGCAGCAUGCAUCCAAGUGCUAAUAUACACUGGCACUUGCACGAACAUUGAUGCAAACUUGAGUGUUUUCAGAUCAAAAUGAAUUUUAUUUACAACUGCCAUUUUUUUGUUGUUGUGAACAUAUAUUGUUUCGUGCUCUGUUGUGUUGAUUCCUAACCUUGAAGCCAGUAUAGUAGUAGCUUAGUCAGGUAUUGAAUCUUUCACAGCACACUGUUUGGCUUUGCAAUGCCAGUGCUAGUUAAAGCGUGCGUUGGCUGCCUUAUACUUUCUGCUGUCAUAGAUGACACUCUGCUUUUAGCUACUUAAGUUCCUCAUCAGGUGUGGAGGUCUCUAUGAUCUGGUAAAUUCGUAUGGCAGUGUAGACUGCCCACUUACGAGGAGGACAGCAACUGCUGUGUGAAUUUAAUGUAGCAGGAAUUUGCCAUUGUAGGUCCAAAGACUUAUUCCUUCAUUUGUAAUAUCAUUCUGCCACAGGUGUUUUCUUGUAUGUUUUACAUUAGGAUAGUUUCCAGUAACAAUUUUCUUUUAUGCAGACAAGAGGUGCACAGUAACUUAUGUUUAUACUACUAUGUGGUUCCUUCAUCACAAGGAGUAUAGCCAGGGGACUAAGCACUCUUAUACGUCGCACUUGCCCAGUGAUGGUGGCAUUCUGCUGCCCAAGUGGAGGUCAUGGGUUUGAACCCUGGCUGCAGCGGCCACAUUUCAACGAGACAGAAUGCAAAGAUAUCAGUGCACAUUAAAAAGUAAGGUGGUCGAAAUCGCUUCGGAAAGAAGGUGAGAGCUCUUUAUUUUAAGGCGGAGAGGUUUGCUGGCAAAGGAGUACUUACCUACAUACUACUUUGCUAGGAAGGGGAAAAGGGGAGGUGCAAGGAAUUAAAAAAAAUUGUUUGCUUAGUGACCUUCGCUUGAGUCCUUCCUUCAGUUAUUAGAACUAAAAGGUCUUGAAAGGAAUCUGCUGCACUCUGACAUGCCAGCUGCCCCCCCCCCCCCCCCUUUAUGUGAGGAUGUACUAAAUGUUCCUUUGAGUUUUUUACAGUACCCUCAUGAUAUGAAUAUGUUACAUAAGGGAGGGAGUAUACAUAGCAAAACAGAAUAGAAGAAAUAACAAAGAAAAAAAAGAAAUACAGAACAGGUUACACAUUUAAACUAAAAGAAAUCAGGAAAAAUAAACAUUCAUACAGUAUUUUUACAGCAGGCUUGAUAGCUCAUUUUUAAAAGCACUAGGAUAAGUUAUGUUCGUUAUGGAUACAUAGUAAGUAUAUUGCACCGUGUGAGUUUAUGGCAAGACUUCGGCCAUUUUGGCAUAUGAUUUUAGAGUUCGAAAUAUCAGGUCUAUCUAUGGAAACAGCAUUCUGCCAUAGAACUGACUCUUGGGACUGGAUAACGUAACGAUUGUGUAAUAUUGUUUUUGCGUUUUGUCAUUGGGCUGAACAGUGCUCUACCUAUGUUAUCAGGAUCGGCCACUUGUGAGCAAUGGAUGAUAACAAAGGAAUAGAAUCAAGCAAAAGGAAUCGCUACUUCAUGCCAGCCUUGUUAACCCUCUCUUUACUUAAGAAAAUGCUGAUUUUCAAUGGUUCUGUGUUUUAUCUUUUUAUGUGACGUAGUAGUUGUAACAUAUACUGUCAUAUAUCAAGUCGUAGCUUAAUUGUCAUUUUGAAUCAAGGCGAAGCAGAAGUAAUCAGUCAGUGUUUCAAAACAUGUUUCAUAAAGCUUCAGAAAAGCGCUGACAAAACUACUAACUUUUGAUUUUUACUUGUAAGCAUGGCGAAAACAAUGUUUAGUCUUCAAGCUAUGCAGGGAAUAGUGUGCCUUGUAGAUAAAUUUUGAUGUGAAUGAAUGUUUGGCAGCAUGUUGAAAAUCCACAGUGAAAUUGAUCAACUUCCUCAGUUCGGAAAGAGAAAGUCAAGAUGUUGCACUUACUCUCAGUAAGUGUCGGUGUGGUUGUUGUUAAGUAAUGUUAGUUACCUCUUUGUCUUGAAGCAACAGCAGGGGCUCACAUAUGGAAAAAAGUGCUGGCAGAAAAAUUACUGGGCUGAUUGUGAUGGGAGAAAUAGGCAUAGUUUACUUGACACUUGGGCAUGUAGUUUUAUGCAUGUGGUGUGAGGCCAGUUGUGAAAAAUCAGUCGCAUGGUUAUGACAGUGAGCUCAGCAUGGCUGCAACCAAAACUGUGUUGGUUUGGUGUUCAUGCAUUGAAGUUCUCAGCUGUACCCCUUCACUGAUAUAAGAGAGACAGGUAUGAUUUGUGUUGUGUGAAGCGUUGAUAUUGAUGCGAGCUUAAAAUGAAUGGUAAACCUUGCCUGUAUUGUGUAUUUAAGGUUGGCAUAGAAGAAGAAAGAGCAUUGUUAUAUAGAUUUUUCUGCAAGGCACUGAAAUGGCCAAUUGUCAGAUAUUUUCUACUUAACUGUUCUACAACCAGUAAUUACAAAUUUUUAAUGUUGCACAGUUUAAAUUAGGCAACAUCCUUGUUUUGCUGUGCAGUUCUAUCGUGGCCUGUGCUUUUCGCUAGAAUUAACUUAGUUCAGGACAUUUAGUGUGGUAUAUUUGUUGCAAACCACAUGUGGUAAUUCAAGAGCUCCACAAGUGCAGUGUGGGAAAGAUGUAAGCACUGGGGACAAGGUAUGUCUGCUGCUUGCAGCAGCAAUGUGCUGUAAAAAUGCACUUGCCAUGGGACAGUGCUUAACACCUACAUGCUAAUUGGUGAACCUUCAUCAGUUCUGGCUAUCAGUGGCAUAAGAUCUUACCAGAUCAAAAGUCAGCACAGUGAUGAAAGGGGGGGGGGGUAUUCUUGGGCGAUUACUCUUGUAGAUACUUUCACUUUCGUGAAACUGCUGUCAGAUACGUCAGCGUCUAUGAGCGACGGGGUUCCUUGCACAAUGCUAAGCACACUGUUAUAGCACAGUGCCAGGAAUGCUAUCGCCUUUAAACACCGUCAUAUUGGUGCUAGUCUCGCGAAAAUGAAAUAAUCUCCAAAAGGGAUAGCCCAAGAAUACCCUCCCAGCAUGCUAAAAAGCUGUGGCCAUAUUACGGCGAAGCUGUGUAUGACUCGGAUCCCGUGAUUUCUCCGUCAACAGAACAGUUGACAGAAAGCCAUUCCACUAAUUGAAGCGAAAAGUGACUAUCUAUAUUGGAAUAACGCAUGCAAGACACACCCCAGUAUUAGUUUCAAUAAAGAAAAGCGCCAAACAAGUGUCAAAACCACAUAAGGCGUGUUCGAACAAUGCGAAGCACAUAGCAUUUGCCGCAUGCGUUUCCCGGUAAAGAUUACGGUUGCAUAAGCUGCAGUUGCCAGGAAGCUGCAACUGUAGGAUACGAAGCAGGGAAUGGUGUCACUAUACUUUCAUAUGUAAAAGAAGAACCCGCCUAGCAACUGAUUUCAUUUGUAUUGUGAUAGUGCUAUGGGAACGCCAUGCAUCGCCUGGAGAGCAGCGCGAAUACAAUGAGUGACGAAGGGAACAGCAACGUCAAUAUGCACAACGGUGUCGUGCUCAGGCUCGGCAGGACCCAGUGGUUCGUGCCCAAGAGGCUCAGUGCAAGCGCCAAGCAUGGCAAGGCAAUGCAGAACUUAAUUUUGGUACAAUGCAUUUGAUUGUCUUGCUGUCGAUCAUUUCAUGUAGUGCAUUGCUCAAUCGUUCAAAGGCUAUCUCACAUUGGUCUAUCGGAUCAAGUGAUACCACAGCUUCGCUGGCCAACCACCUUCACAGCGUGGAUUGGAGUCCAAUUUUUUAAAACCUAUGACAUCUGGGAAUAUUGAUUUCAGUGUUUGUUGGUUGGCUAGUCUUGCAAAAGAGGAUCUGCUAUAAGGGAUGGCACAACUCCACUCAGCAUCGUUUUUACAUUGUGUAGUUAAGUGCAUUGACAGACUAGUGUAUACUAUCGGUUGGGCAUCAUGCAGGAUGUCACACCACACAAAGGUGAAAAUAUCCCAGAAAAUUAAUUGACCACUCUUUUUUUGUUGUGAUUUGUGCUGAGUGGAUUGGAAUAACUUGAAUGGCCCGCUGUGGAGAAGACAGGACGUGCACUUGCAUUGUCUUGUAUUUCGCCCGUGGCCAUACCGGUUAAUCCAGGUAGUCCACUUAGUCCAAAUUGCGUUUGUAAGCCUCGGGUAGAAAGUUGGCUGAUUGCACAUGAAAUGUGUACGUUUAGUGUCUGUAGACCUUGCAUGCAAUGUUGAUGGUUUUCACAGCUGCUAUGUUUGUGUGAAGAGGUAUGAAGGCAAACAAGCUUACAACUUCAGUUGAACCACAACUGUGUUUUCAGAAUUGCAUGCAAAAAUGAUACAUGCUUUAAAAGAAUCAUGAUUCAGGGGUCCUCCAAGUGGUUCGUGACAUUUUCUUUCUGUGGUCACCCAAUCGAUGCUUAUAUCACUCCUGGAUAUUGUUUGAUUUGUUUUGUAUUAUUUUGAAAGUGAUUGAAGUUUGCCUUUUGUAACAUUAACAGUUGGUUUAACGUAUGGUAGUCUCUGAGAAUUUCAUUGGUUCACAGUUUACAGUGACCUGAUAGUUUUUCAGUGUUUUGCUAAACUUGGGACAAGGGCGAUGUACUGUUUAACAUAUUCCAGAAAUGUGAUGCAACAGGGGUAGAAUUUUUUCAUGUCUCCAUUAUAAUACACUGAACUGCAUGCUUGUAUAAAUGUUACCUGGAGAUUGCUCACAAACUGUUUUAAUCUCCCUUGACAUUCCCUUACGGUGGUGUGGUGCUACCAUGAGUGUGAGUGGUACUGAUACGUAUACUUUUGUACAAAACAAAGGAAAACCUCCAGCUGUGUAACUUCAGAUCUAGAAGCCUAGAAUUCUGUUUGCAUUUAUCUUGCAGAUCUUAAGUGUCCUUGGUCCUUGUGCUAUGUGUCAUCCUGUGUGCUUCAUACCUAGUCACUGUAUAAACUGUGCUAUUAAAGGAACUCUCAUAA